Messenger RNA from Eufriesea mexicana, 784 nucleotides. Its product is annotated as vesicle transport protein GOT1B. Gene Ontology annotation, cellular component: membrane; endoplasmic reticulum. Gene Ontology annotation, biological process: endoplasmic reticulum to Golgi vesicle-mediated transport; retrograde transport, endosome to Golgi. The record is from RefSeq and is a predicted model, not a curated record. Lineage: Eukaryota; Metazoa; Arthropoda; Insecta; Hymenoptera; Apidae. Bases 271 to 693 code for a protein of 140 amino acids. The transcript is spliced from 4 exons.
GUACUAAUGGCGUUCAUUUUGCUAGUAAAUAUUCAGUAUAUUUAAAUUUUAUAAAUAUAAUGUAAAUGUGGUUAUUACAUAUAUACGGUAUUUAAUGUAUGGUUUUACACUUCGUCUAGAAAUAGUGCUUACUUGGAAAGUGUCACAUCAUUAUUAAUGACGUGGAUUUAGGUUAGGUUAUGUGCAACGUUACAAUUUACAUCCAAAUCGUAUCGAAAUAUUAGCACAAAAGUAAUUUAAAAAUUCAUCAUUAAACACAAAUUAUAAAUAAUGUUCGAAGUCACAGACACACAAAAAAUUGGAGUAGGACUUGUUGGAUUUGGAAUAGCUUUUCUUUUCCUUGGAGUUUUAAUACUCUUUGACAAAGGUCUUCUUGCUAUUGGAAACAUUUUGUUUAUAUCUGGAUUAGCAUGUGUUAUUGGACCAAAGAGAACUCUCAGCUUUUUUUUCCAAAAACAUAAAAUAAAAGCUAGUGCUUCAUUUUUAGGAGGCAUUAUUGUUGUACUUUUAGGUUGGCCUAUUAUAGGCAUGAUUAUAGAAACAUAUGGUUUUAUAUUAUUAUUCAGUGGUUUUCUCCCAGUUGCAAUUAAUGUUUUACGGAAGGUACCUGGUUUAAGAAUUAUUUUAAAUUUGCCAGGUAUAUCUCGAAUGUUGGAUGUUGUUGCAGGAGAUCCAAAUAGAACAACUGUAUGAUAUGUUUUUUAAUGUUACCGCUCAAAUCAUUGUAUAUAAGAUCCACUAUUUUAUAUUAUACCCCAAAAUUUCUGAUCAUUCCCUUCUCAAA